Molecule: messenger RNA, 936 nt
Organism: Closterium sp. NIES-65
Lineage: Eukaryota; Viridiplantae; Streptophyta; Zygnematophyceae; Desmidiales; Closteriaceae
Source: the annotation of a GenBank genome assembly
AUGGCUACCCCUAGUGUCCUCGCUUUUGACGCUGAGGGUCGGGCCAUUGACUUUGAGGUCUGGGUAGAUGACCUGCAGCUGUUCUUACAGUGCGAUAGGGCAGACGGCCUCUCUCUCUUUGACCUCACCUCUGGCGCUUCCCCUGCCCCUGCUGCUGAUGCUGACGCCACUGUUCGUUCCCAGUGGGCCACGCGCGACGCUACUGCACGUCUUGCUGUGCGCCGCCACCUCCCUACCUCCGAGCGUGCACACUUUAGUCAGUACAAGAGUGCUCAGACCUUAGUAGUCAGGGACCACUUCCUCGAAGUGUGCCCCACCACUCUCACCAUUGACCUCCUCGAGAAGUCCCUCCUAGCGGCGGAGAAGAGCAUCGUCGCUGUAGGAGCCUCUCGUGGUGACCCCCGCACCCCUGUCUUUGAGGGUCGGUCGGCGCUGCGUCUGCCCCUUCGGGGAAGCGCCGCACAGGCAAGGGCAAGGGGGGCAAGGGCGCUGGAGGAGCUGGCGGGGGCGGUGGAGGUGGCGGUGGAGGCGGCGGAGGGAGUGGGGGUGGUGGUGGGAGUGGUGGAGGGGGUGGGGGUACUGGUGGCAGCAGUGGGGGCGGAGGCGGCGGCGGUGGCGGAGGGAGCGGAUGAGGCGGUGGUAGCGGUGGCGGCGGAGGCGGCGGUGGUGGUGGGGGCGGCGGAGGCGGAGGAGGAGGCGGAGGUGGCGGUGGAGCAGGUCGUGGGUCUACGCAGAGGAGUGGCUCCGGUGGUGGUCCGCGCCAGGAGCAGCAGCGUGGUCGUGAGACCCUGUCCCCUCAGCAGCUCCGUGAGUGGUACACUGCACGCCAGCGGGGUGGGGGUUUUGGUCCGUGCACCUACGUCCUGCGCACCGAUGACCGUGCGGGUGAGCAGUGUGGGGGUGCGCACCCCACCCAGCGCUGCUUUGGCCGCCUGA